AUCAAUGAUAUUGUAAACUCUUGUUAUUCGUCUACCUUUAACUAAAAUAUUGAAUUAUAAUUUAAUAUUAUAUUAUGAUAUAUUAUUAUAAAAGAUUUAUCAAUGUUAUUGUUCUAAACUCACAAAUAGAGUUAAUUCAUGCCUGAAUUUUGGUCUAUAUCAAAUAUUCAAAAGCAAACAUAUAAUUUAACUAUGAAUUGCUAUGAAGUAAACAACAAACAUUCUUUUUUUCCUUCAAAAACAAAGCCUUCAAAUAUUCCGACGUAAGUAUGUAUUCUCUUUGCUUCUCCUCAAAGAUAUUCUUUGUAUAUGAACACAAUCCAUUCAAACACUUUUCGUGGAAUAUAAAAUGUAUAUAUACUGAUGCCUGAUCAGACGUCCAACUCAAUCUCGUGCAUUUUAAUAAUUUAAUGACGUCCGUAAAGCGGUCAAAAUCAUUUGUACUUCUAAUUUAUUUAAUCUCAAGUUUGCUAUUACGGGUCUCAGAAGCGUCCGUUGUUUCAUCCGGAGAUUUUAAUAAGGACUUCCUCGUCACAUGGUCUCCAACCCACGUUAACACCUCCAGCGAUGGUCGAUCAAGAACUCUUAAGCUUGAUCAAGAAUCUGGAGCUUCCUUUUCUUCCAUCCAGACGUUCUUGUUCGGAAAAAUAGAUAUGAAGAUCAAACUAAUUCCUGGACCUUCUCAAGGAACCGUGGUUGCUUAUUAUAUGUCCUCGGACCAGACCAACCGGGAUGAGAUAGACUUUGAAUUCUUGGGAAACGUAAACGGGCAGCCUUAUAUUCUUCAGACUAAUAUCUAUGCCGAUGGAGUUGACAAUCGUGAAGAAAGGAUCCAUCUCUGGUUUGACCCAACCAAGGACUUUCACACCUAUUCCAUCUUGUGGAACGUUCACCAAAUUGUGUUUAUGGUGGAUCAAAUUCCGAUAAGACUAUACAGAAACCAUUCAGAGAAAGGAGUAGCCUAUCCAAGGUUGCAACCUAUGAGUAUAAAAGUGAGUCUAUGGAACGGUGAGAGCUGGGCUACAAGUGGUGGGCAUGAGAAAGUUGAUUGGUCAAAGGCUCCAUUUGUGGCAUCCUUUGGGGAUUACAAGAUAGAUGCUUGUAUUUGGAAAGGCAACCCAACAUUGUGUAACGAAGAGAACAAUGAAAAUUGGUGGAACAAAAAUGAAUUCAGUUCUUUGACAAGAGUGCAAAAGAGAUGGUUUAAAUGGGUAAGUAAGUACCAUUUGAUUUAUGAUUAUUGCCAAGAUUAUGCAAGGUUCCAUAACAAGCUCCCCAAGGAAUGUUCUCUUCCUAAAUAUUAAAGAUUGAAUUUGCAUUUGCUCUUCAGCUUUUAUUUUAUAUUCAUUAAUUAUACUUUUUUAUCUAUUUUCUAAAUGUGUUUGUUCUUCGUUUGUAAAAGUAUAUAUAAUUAUACAUACUGGUUUUCGUGAUAU
Brassica rapa (field mustard) is the source of this 1436-nucleotide messenger RNA. Its product is annotated as probable xyloglucan endotransglucosylase/hydrolase protein 10. Gene Ontology annotation, biological process: cell wall biogenesis; xyloglucan metabolic process. The record is from RefSeq and is a predicted model, not a curated record. Gene Ontology annotation, molecular function: xyloglucan:xyloglucosyl transferase activity; hydrolase activity, hydrolyzing O-glycosyl compounds. NCBI's taxonomy places the organism in Eukaryota, Viridiplantae, Streptophyta, Magnoliopsida, Brassicales, Brassicaceae. Gene Ontology annotation, cellular component: cell wall; apoplast.